GGUAGUGAACGCAGCCAGCUUUAUGGCGGUGCACCGAAGUGAUCGGGACUGAGGGAAAGACUUUACCGCCGCAGCUUCCAUCCGUUUCCCCCAACUUCGAGCGGAGACUUUUAACUGGACAAGCGGAAAGUUUGCGCCGGAUUUACGGGAUUUAAGCCGCCGUGGAGAUUCUCGGUACUUCUUUGUGACACGCUCGGGGCGGCUCGGAGUAUCUGUACCCCCACCCCUCCUCCUCCGCUGGCUGGCUGCUAGCCUCGGUUACCGCUGAUCAACAUGGUGGCCUGCUGGUGAGGAGAACCCCGGAGCUCCGUGAGGGGGAAUUUUCAGUAACUCCAUCCGCAGCCCGAACCGUUUGCGCCGGCAGACACCAAGGCUCCGGAGACGUUACCUUCCCGGUGGUGGUUUUAUCCGCGUAUUUGUUUGGUUUCUGUGGCUCAAACGGCGGUUUUGUGGCCGUUAAAAGAGCGUGUUCUGUGGACCGUGGGUAAUUGGAGUUAACCUGAAAAAAGUUCCCACCAGACCGCCUGAAAGUUUCCCGACACGUUUGAAACCACACCGGAUAUCUGUGAAGGAUUAAUUUAAGCAUUUUUAUUUUCUUUAAUGACGGAUGCUGAUGAUUUGGUGAGCAAGUGCAGCCUCCUGGACCAUUUCCAUCCUCUGAAAUCCUUCUCAUUUUUAAGGUUCUCUUUCUGGGGAUUAUUAUUCUGGAUUAUGGCAUAAUCCGAACCGCAGCAGGCCUGCUGAUUUGGAAGUAAAGAUCUGUUUUUUUGUUGUUGAUGAUGAUGGUGGUGGUGAUGACAGAGAAAAGCGAUAGUGUCCCUUCCUUAUGAUUCUGCCUAGAGAAGAGUUCAUUACAUGGAGACUCGCCUGACAUGCCGAGGAAGGAGUUGCCACUACCACACGGUUGGGAGGAAGCCAAAGACUUUGAUGGGAAAAUUUACUACAUCAACCACAUUGAACAGUCCACCAGCUGGAUCGACCCUAGAGACAGGCAGACAAAGCCUCUGACGUUCGCUGACUGCAUCGGAGAUGAGCUGCCGGUGGGCUGGGAGGAAGCUUACGACCCCGUCGUCGGAGCGUACUAUGUCGACCACAACACCAAGCGGACCCAGCUGGAGGACCCACGGGCCCAGUGGCAGCGGGAGCAGGAGGCCAUGCUCCGAGACUACCUUGCUGUGGCCCGGGAUGCGCUCAGCGCGCAGAAGGAGAUCUACCAGGUGAAGGAGCAGCGGCUGCAGCUGGCGCAGCAGGAGUACCGGCAGCUCAACGACGCCUGGAGGGACAAGUCCACGUCACAGACGAGCCUAAAUUCCAGGUCGUCCUCAUCCAGCAAAUACGACCCAGAUAUCCUCAAAGCGGAAAUUGCCACAGCCAAAAGUCGAGUGAACAAGCUGAAGCGGGACUUGGCCUCUAUGAAGCAGGAACUGCAGUACAAAGAGCAAGGCUUCGAGACGCUCAUAGAGAUUAACCAGAAAGUAUCCAACAGCCCAUCCGGCUACAAGCUGCAGGACGCGCAGGCCAUCCUCAACGAGGUCCGCUCCAUUCGAGACGCCAUCAGCUCCGGAGAAAAGGAGAAGCAGGAGCUCAUGCAGAAACUGGCCGUGUUGAAGGACGGCUUCCGGCUGGAUUCUGGCUCCCAACAGGAGCUGUGGGGCAGCAGUCCAUCGCUCGCCAACUCUGAGACGUCCAUCCCUCGCCUCUACUCAGACGUCGGAUCCCAAACCGACCUCCCAGCUGAGUUUACGACCAGCAGCAACAAACUGGCAGAAAAAGUUCGUCUGAGCCUGAAGUACGAUGAGGCAAAGAGAAGGAUCGCCAGCAUCGAGGUGCAGAUCGCCAAACUGGACAGCGAAGCGUGGCCGGGCCUGCUGGACCCAGAGCGGGACCGCCUCAUCCUCAUCAACGAGAAGGAGGAGCUGCUGAAGGAGCUGCAGUAUAUCAGCCCACGGAAGCGGCUGGAGCCCAACGAUGCCGAGAAGCUGGAGACGGAGAAGAAACGCCUGGAGAGAGACCUGCAGGCUGCCAGAGACAACCAGAGCAAGGCGCUGUCCGAGAGGCUGCGACUCCACUGCAAGAGGAGCGAGUUGGUGCGAGAGCUGGAGGAGACGGUUCGACUGGCCACGUCUCUGCAGACGCAGCUGAGGAGCCUGUCGGCCAGCACUCUGUCCUGUUCGUCUGGCAGCAGCCGCGGGUCACUGGCGUCCAGCCGCGGUUCGCUGGCCACCACAUCCAGCCUUGGCUCCGCCUCCUCCCUCAGCUUCACCGACCUCUACCUGGAGCAGCCUGAGCUGGCCGACCCGGACCUGCGCAGCAAGCUGGACAGCCUCCUGCAGGACGGCGGCCCGGUCGGCUACCGGCCCUCCAGUUCCAUCACCACCAUCCACGAGCACGAGGUGGUGACGGGAUGCGGCCGGCGCUGCGCCGAGCGGUCCGAUGAUGCCGGGCUGGGCGGCGCCGAGUCUUCCCGGGUCCAGGCCCUCAGGCUGUCCGAAACGCCACGUUCCAUGAACUCGUUGUCUCCGCGCUCAUCUCUGUCAUCGCUGUCGCCGCCGUGCUCGCCGCUGGUUUCGGACACCACUUUCCUGUCGGGGGAGUCGGGGCCCGGCGGGGUUGGACUGGACCUGGAGCUGCGCAGCAGGCUGGCAGAGCUGGAGCUGGAUCCCGAGGAGCAGCGGAGAGAGCAGCUGGAGGACAAGCAGAACCUCAACAAUGUCCUUGGAGAUGAGGGCAAAGGUGCUCAGACUCGAGGGGCGGGGCCAAAGAAGAUGGGUGUGACCUCAGCUGUAUCCGAUGAGUCAGUGGCCGGUGAUAGUGGAGUUUACGAACCAUCAGAACGCAAGCCAGGCCUCCCUACAGAACUCCUCCUGAGCUCCUAUGAGGACCGGUCUGCUUCCGGCUGCUCCCAGGUCCAGCUCGGCUUCCGCUACGAAUCCAGAGACCAACGCUUCAUCGUCUCUAUCAUACAGCUGUCUAACUGCAGUGCCCUCUUUAUGCCGGCUGAUCAGAAAAUGUACGUCCGCGUGGCGGUGCUGCCACCCGUUCAGGCCACCCGCUGCCUCUUCCGAACACGAGGCCUGCUCCCUCAGGACGUGGUGGCCAUCAAUGAGGUGUUCGGCAUGCAGACGUCACACAAUGGAUUGCGACAGAAGACCCUCAGGGUUGACAUCUGUAACACCAGCAAGUCGGGCCAUGAGCAAUGUCUGGCCGGAGCCCAGAUCAGCCUGGCUGAUGUCAGCUGUUCAGAGGAGCGAUGCACCAAGUGGUACAACCUGCUGAGUCGCCUCCACAUGUCUGAGAUUAACAACAAGGACAAGGAAACAAGAGCGCAGGGCAGCUCUGGCAGGACACACGAAGGAGUCCAGCCUCCUGAGACUGAUGAGUGGCAAGGCGAUCCUCUUGAGGUAGACAUGUCUGAUGAAGAGGAAGAAGAAAAUGAUGAGGAGGGUGUGGAAACUCAGGAUGAAGAGGAAGAGUUUUAUCCUGACAACAGUCAAUGGGUUGGAGAGAAAGAGGAGAAUGAAGAGGAGCAGAAGGUGGCCAAAUCCACUCCCACGGCACCCAUCACUGAGAAGGUCAACAAAGAGACAAGCAUUGACAAUUUGUCAGCAUGUCAUCAGUGGUCGGUGGUUCGACCCAAGGAGCGCCGUCCUGAUUUCCACCAGCAGAACCCCUUUAUGAGGGGCAACACCAUCAUCCGCUCCAAGACUUUCUCCCCUGGACCUCAGAGCCAGUACAUUUGCAGGAUUAAUCGCAGCGACAGCGACAGCUCCACACUCUCCAAGAAGUCUCCGUUUGUCAGAAAUGCCUCAGAAAGACGCAGCAUGCGCAUGAAAAGGCCUGCAGUGCAGGUGAAAGGUCUGGACGGUCUCCUCCGCACUUCCCUGGACCUGGAGCUGGACCUGCAGGUGUCCCGGACACGGCAGGCCCGGCUGACUCAGGAGCUGCGGGUUCUGCGGGAGCUGAAGAUGCAGCUGGAGAAGGCAAGGCAGCAGGGACAAAGGGAGCUGCCUGCCUGGGUCCAAGAGGACGAGCGCUUCCGUCUGCUCCUCAAACAGGCUGAGAAACAGGUUAGAAAACCCACCAGACAGGAGAACGAACCCACUAAGGGAACAGCAGUUUCAACAUCUUCUCUGUUUCAGACUCGAGAGGAGCAGCUGCAGGAGAAACGGGUAGAGAAGAUGAUGAAGGCAGCAGCCAAGGACGUCCACAAGAUCAGAGGACAGAGUCGGAAAGAGCUGUCUGAGGUCCAGACCUUUAGAGAGAAGAUUGCGUUUUUGACGCGAGCAAAGACCAGCAUCCCCGACCUGCCGGCCGACGACGUGUAGAGAAGCAUUUCAAAGUAUCUUUCUCCUCUGAACCUGUUGCUCCCUCGCUGCCGGGCGAACUCUUGCUGGUAUCGUGAAGAGUUAAAAACAUAUUGGACACAAAAAAAGACCACUCAAAACGGUGAAGAAACGCAUUUUAAAGCAGCUCAGCACUUCUCAUGUGGAUAGUCGGUACAUGUAAGAUGGCUCUGGAGCGCCUCCAUCUUUAUUUUCUGUUUUGUUUCUGUUACUAACCAGCUGGUUUUAGUUGUUUGAAGUCAUUCCAGCAAAAAGAAUCUCAGACUUUUAUACUAAACUCACACAAAUAAUGUACAUAAGUAGCGCAAAAUUAAAUCAACAAUGGUACUAGAGUUCAGUUUACACUGAUGACGAAUCAAAACAAAUCUGAAAAAUAUUUAAUAUUCACACUUUAUUUUUAGAGCAUUUAGAAAAUUGUAUAUGCAAACACACAAGCACAGUGUUUCUUUUUUUGUUUUUAUUAUGUUUUUGCUGCAGACGU
Messenger RNA from Xiphophorus hellerii (green swordtail), 4824 nucleotides. It is a transcript of the gene wwc1, whose product is annotated as WW and C2 domain containing 1. Gene Ontology annotation, molecular function: kinase binding; molecular adaptor activity. Gene Ontology annotation, cellular component: cytoplasm. NCBI's taxonomy places the organism in Eukaryota, Metazoa, Chordata, Actinopteri, Cyprinodontiformes, Poeciliidae. The transcript has 21 exons. Gene Ontology annotation, biological process: negative regulation of organ growth; regulation of hippo signaling; regulation of DNA-templated transcription. The coding region runs from base 873 to 4325 and encodes 1150 amino acids. The record is from RefSeq and is a predicted model, not a curated record.